CUGUUCAACGCUCUGCUGUGUUUGGAUGCUCAUGCCUCGACUGGCAGAAAUCUCGCCCGAAAGCAAAUCUCUGACGACCUGAAGUUCCUACGUUCUACUGAAAAAACAUAAAAACGCAACUGGUGCCAAGCUGAUGCCAAUAAUGACGCUCCUGUCGGACCGACAGUCGACGGGCGCGCAAUCGUGCAGGUAAUCGAAGUUGGGUGGACAAAGCUCUAUGUUCUCCGGAUUAUGAGCCCGACGUGGAUCGAGCGUUGUGUAAGGUGCAGGUCCACGUAUCAUUCCUCAAUUUACUUCAAACCUGUAAGGCGAAGCGCUCUUUUGCAAUGUUCGCUACGGCAAGACAACAGUCACCAGCACCAUCGGCUCUACCCGAAUCGGUCGCUUGGCUCGAGCACCUGACGCUCGAAAUGACUUCGACCAUCAACACCCGGCACGGGCUGGGCAAGCGUAAUGUGCAGUAUGAGCUCCACAUGAUCUACCAAACAUCCAAGAAUGAGACCACGUCAUGGACACUUUCCCGGAGUUUCGACGAGUACCGCGAUCUGCGAAGAAGGCUAGUGAAGGCUCUACGACUUGGCCAUCGGUGCAAUGCGGAGUGCAAGUGGCUGGGUAACGUGAUCAAACAUCACUUUCCUAGGGCCUCGCUGUUCUGCAGGAGCUGCCCUACUGGAGUGGAGGGCACUCGAGUGGCAUUGCUACGUAUGCUUAACACGGUGAAGGCGUCUUUGGUGAACCACGGCAACCUUGGAUGCUCCAGGAUGAGAGACGACGUGAGCAAGGUCUUCACGCUGUUCGUGUCUUGUAACAGCACGAGUAAGCAUUCGUCCAUUGUACACUCGUCUACAGCGUCCACGACGUCGUCACUGUCGUUGUCCCCCAGCAAUUUCGAACGCUCGUCAACGUCAGCGUCCCUGACGUCAGACGAAGAGAUCCAAGAGGUAGCUCUCGAGUUCGACGACUUCCCUUGCGGAAACUUUUCACGGUGUGAGUGCGGCGCAUGCCGAUCAAGCUUGCAUUAGAUGGAGACAAUUACCUAGACUGCCAAAUGUACAUUAAACGAAGUCAAAUAUCAGCACGUUAAUGACAUUUUAUACUUUACAC
This is a messenger RNA of Phytophthora nicotianae INRA-310, 1104 nucleotides long. RefSeq lists its product as hypothetical. The record is from RefSeq and is a predicted model, not a curated record. Bases 327 to 1022 code for a protein of 231 amino acids. Gene Ontology annotation, molecular function: phosphatidylinositol binding. Lineage: Eukaryota; Oomycota; Peronosporomycetes; Peronosporales; Peronosporaceae. The transcript has a single exon.